GCAGCGCGGGCCGUGCGCGCUCGGCGCCCAGCGCAUCCCGGUCCCCGCCCAGGCUGGGACUGGCCAGGCUGGCUGGUGAACUUGGCGGUUUUCUUUCUUUAUUUUUUCUCUCCCAUCCCUGUGGUGGUCGCGACUCCAGCCAGGGUCCAGGAUGACGAUCCGACACCAAGGCCAGCAGUACAGGCCGAGGAUGGCCUUUCUCCAAAAGAUUGAAGCACUUGUGAAGGACAUGCAGAACCCGGAGACGGGGGUGAGGAUGCAGAACCAGAGGGUGCUGGUCACCACCGUCCCUCAUGCCAUGACAGGAGGUGAUGUUCUGCAGUGGAUCAUCCAGCGCCUCUGGAUCUCCAAUCUGGAGGCACAGAACCUGGGCAACUUUAUUGUCAAGUACGGUUACAUUUAUCCCUUGCAAGACCCCAAGAAUCUCGUUCUCAAGCCCGACGGCAGCCUCUACAGAUUUCAGACCCCAUACUUCUGGCCCACUCAGCAGUGGCCAGCUGAAGACACAGACUAUGCCAUCUAUCUUGCCAAGCGCAAUAUCAAGAAGAAGGGGAUCCUAGAAGAAUAUGAAAAGGAAAAUUAUGAUUUUUUGAACAAAAAAAUUAACUACAAGUGGGAUUUUGUCAUUAUGCAGGCCAAAGAACAGUACCGGACUGGGAAGGAAAGAAACAAGGCAGACAGGUAUGCGCUGGACAGCCAGGAGAAGGCGUACUGGCUGGUGCACCGCUGCCCUCCGGGAAUGAACAAUGUGCUGGACUACGGCCUGGACCGUGUGACCAAUCCAAAUGAAGUUAAGAAACAAACAAUCACAGCUGUCAGAAAAGAGAUCAUGUAUUACCAACAGGCCUUAAUGAGGUCCACAGUGAAGUCUUCGGUGUCCCUUGGAGGGAUUGUCAAGUACAGCGAGCAGUUCUUGUCCAACGACGCCAUCAUGUCUGGCUGCCUCCCUAGCAACCCCUGGAUAACAGAUGACACCCAGUUCUGGGAUUUAAAUGCCAAAUUGGUGGAGAUCCCAACCAAGAUGCGGGUGGAACGGUGGGCCUUCAACUUCAGUGAGUUGAUUCGAGACCCCAAGGGUCGACAGAGCUUCCAGUACUUUCUCAAGAAAGAGUUCAGCGGGGAGAACCUGGGAUUCUGGGAAGCCUGUGAGGACCUCAAGUACGGAGAUCAGUCCAAGGUCAAGGAGAAAGCGGAGGAGAUUUACAAGCUGUUCUUGGCCCCAGGUGCGAGGCGGUGGAUCAACAUAGAUGGCAAAACUAUGGACAUCACAGUGAAAGGGCUGAGGCACCCUCACCGCUACGUGCUGGACGCGGCGCAGACCCACAUUUACAUGCUCAUGAAGAAGGAUUCUUAUGCUCGCUAUUUGAAAUCUCCAAUCUAUAAGGAAAUGCUGGCCAAAGCCAUCGAACCACAGGAAACCACCAAGAGAAGCUCCACCCUGCCCUUCAUGCGGCGCCACCUGCGCUCCAGCCCGAGCCCCGUCGUCCUGAGGCAGCUGGAGGAAGAAGCCAAAGCUCGAGAGGCCGCGAACACGGUGGACAUCACCCAGCCAGGCCAGCACUUGGCUCCCAGCCCCCACCUGGCCGUGUACACCGGGACCUGUGUGCCCCCUUCUCCUUCAGGCCCCUUCUCCCCAUCUUGCCGCUCCCCCCGGAGGCCCUUCCCCUCGCCCAGCCGCUUCAUCCGGCGGCCCAGCAUCGCCAUCUGCCCCUCGCCCAUCCGAGUGGCCUUGGAGAGCUCCUCCAGCCUGGAGCCCAAGGGCGAAACCAGCUGGUCUGGUGGCCACUGUGGGCCUCUGGUGACCAGCGAUAGCAGCGAGGCCUCCCUAGAGCCCCCCGAGCCCCGGAGCCAGCCCAGGGCCCGGGCCAAGCCCCGCGCGGCCCUGUCUCUCGGCCGGUUUCUGAGACGAGGAUGCCUGGCUUCCCCGGUCUUCGCCCGACUUUCACCCAAGUGCCCGGCUGUUUCCCACGGGAAGGUCCAGCCCUUGGGGGAUGUGGGCCAGCAGCUGCCACGGCUGAAAGCCAAGAAAGUAGCGAACUUCUUCCAGAUUAAGAUGGAUGUGCCUACGGACAGCGGGUCCUGCCUGAUGGACUCGGACGACACUGGAACCGGGGAGUCUGGUGACCGGACCACAGAGAAGGAGGUCAUCUGCCCCUGGGAGAGCCUGGCUGGAGGGAAGGCAGGCUGAGCAGGGCCCUGAGCCAGGAAGAACUUCCUGGCAGCUGCCAUGGGACAGGGCCCCAGGGCACACUGGCUUUUCAACCCAAGUGCAUUAAGAUGGCAUUGGAGGGCUGGCGUGUGGGGAAGUGUGCUCUGGCUGACUUCCCCAGUGGCCACUCCUUCCCUUGCCUUGAUUUCCCCUUGCCCUGACUUUUCCUUGCUUGGCCAGAAAGGCAUGUGGGCCAGAAGAUAUCCCUUGCUGCCUUAAAACCAAUAAAAGGGUUGUUUGGAAUCUUCUUGAAUUGAAA
This is a messenger RNA of Jaculus jaculus (lesser Egyptian jerboa), 2468 nucleotides long. It is a transcript of the gene Rgs9, whose product is annotated as regulator of G protein signaling 9. The coding region runs from base 152 to 2188 and encodes 678 amino acids. NCBI's taxonomy places the organism in Eukaryota, Metazoa, Chordata, Mammalia, Rodentia, Dipodidae. The record is from RefSeq and is a predicted model, not a curated record. Gene Ontology annotation, biological process: G protein-coupled receptor signaling pathway; regulation of G protein-coupled receptor signaling pathway; intracellular signal transduction. The transcript has 19 exons.